AGCAGGAGGGAGGGAGGGAGCCUGCUUGGUUGGUCCCAGUACUGUUUACUUAAUAUUCUUUGCUAAGGAAGCUCAAUUUAAAUAGGAUUGCAGCCACAGUCUGCUUGCAUUAGACGGGACAUGGUUAUUAAAGACCUUUAACUUUUAAGAGCCUUUUGUUCUAAACCUAAGUGUGUGGACGAUGCUGUUGCAGGAUGCCUUUCCUUUGGGGUCUUAGACAGGAUAAGGAAACCUGUGUGGGGAUCAACAACCAGAGCUACAUAUGUGAUACAGGACACUGCUGUGGACAGUCUCAGUGCUGCAACUACUACUAUGAACUCUGGUGGUUCUGGCUGGUGUGGACUAUUAUAAUCAUCCUGAGCUGCUGCUGCGUUUGCCACCACCGCCGGGCCAAGCAUCGCCUGCAGGCCCAGCAGCGGCAACAUGAAAUUAACUUGAUUGCCUACCGGGAAGCCCAUAACUACUCAGCGCUGCCAUUUUAUUUCAGGUUUUUGCCAAACUAUUUACUACCUCCUUAUGAGGAAGUGGUGAACCGACCUCCAACCCCUCCCCCACCAUACAGUGCCUUACAGCUACAGCAGCAACAGCAACAGCAGCAGCAGCAGCAGCAGCAGCAGCAACAACAGCAGGUGGUCCCUGUCUGCAAUAGUCCCUCAGGCCCUGACCCCCUCAGGAGCCUUCCGGAGGCACAAACGAGCCCACUGUCCGUGCCUGGCAGCAGCAGGAACAGCACCAGAUCAAGCACUGAGGACCCUGAGCCCUCCACAUUGCUGGUGGACCAAGAGGCUACCAAAGCCUCUGGCAUGGAGCCAGGCAGCUCUGGGGCCUGUCUGGGGGAGCUGGGUGAUGCAGGGUCUUUCCUAGAUAAGGACUCAGAGUGUAAGGAAGAGUUACUGAAAGAUUAUAGCUCUGAGAGCUUGGAGCACAGCAGCGCCUUUCCUGACAGCAAAGACAAGACACCUGGGAGGCACCGACGCUUCACUGGAGACUCGGGCAUUGAGGUGUGCAUCUGCAACCGAGGCCACCACGAGGACGAUCUCAAAGAACUCAACGGGCUCCUUGAUGACGCCCUGGACAGCGCCCUGGACUUCUGUGAUAGCUGCCAAGCAAGGCCUCCUGGGGAUGAGGAAGAGGGCCUCUACCACCUCUCUGAGGAGCAAGCCCGGGAACAUGGCCACCACCACUUGCCCCGCCAGCCAGCGUGCAUCUUGUUGAAUACGAUCAAUGAGCAGGACUCCCCUAAUUCCCAGAGCAACAGCUCUCCCAGCUAGAGCUGGCCAGCCUGAGAAGAACUUAGAAAAGCAACAAGGAAUGGGGAGGGGAGGGGAGGGCAGGGCAGCCAAGAGUCUAACUGGGUGGUAAGGAAAGUGCUGCUGCUUUUUCUUCUAUCUGUAUUUCUGCCCUUCCUCCCCCAGAUGUAGUUGGAGGUAGGAUUGCCUCUCUCCUACAGAAGUCCUGGGGGUGGAUAGAGGGAAAGGGUAUUGAUUCUCUCACUGUAUUCUUCCCUGCUCCACUCCCCCACCCCACCUCCCUUCUGAGCUUCUUUUUAAAAAUCACAUCUCAGCUGCCUGCCCACAUCAGGUGGUGUGCAUUUUAAAAAAUGUGUUCAAGGGGCCAGGCUUGGACCCUGCCCUUGUUCUUGGGGAUGGAGUGGCUUCUGCUCUUUGGUUUUAGGCUUAGAGAACCGUUACAUCCCAGUUAGUAAGUAGGCAACAGGGUCCCACCACUGGGGAAAUUAAAAAAAAAAAUCAACCUAGCCUGGGCUCCAUGUGGACCCUAGACUUGGGUUCACAGUUGUCACAGAGCUGGAAUUUGAUCUUUUCUUGGAAAAGACUUGUUAUUGCGGGGUAGAAUGGGGAGAACAGUUCUCUAGGAUGUAUGUGGGGGUUUGUCAGAUCAAAUUUUUCUAAAUGAUGGUCAGUGUCAAGAGUCCUCUGGGGAUGAAGGUGAAGCCUCUUUCCUAGGAGAUUCUGGCCAUCCUUAAUCUAGAUUAGCUUGAAAGGGUUCUACUAGUGUUCUUUCUUCAAAACAAAACCACGUACUGCAAACUAAGCUAAAAAUAUGAAUGUACCUGGGUGGGCAGCAGAAGAGUUCGUUUUUAUUAAGGGCAGACUGGGGCCCUUUCUGGUUCAGACCUCUGAGGACCAUGGCUGCACCUAAGCUAAAGAGAAACUGUUACAUCAGGGAGUUUGGAAGAUGUAGGGAGAAGUUGCUUUUGAAUUAUUGGGGAGGGUGUGGAGGUGGCUGCAAACUGUUACAUAUGGAAAUGCUGUGAUGGGGUGGAUGGGGCUACAUCUGCUCUAGGGAGAGUACGGCCUUGCCUUCAUUCUUACUAAGCUGAUGAUUAACAUCUCUCCCUCCAACCCCAUCUUUGCAUCUUCUUCACUUUCCCCCAGCCCAUGGCCUUUGUGCCUUCACACUUCACUAGUAUGCCGAAGAAACGGACAAAACAGGCUGAGUGGCCCUUGAAAAGGGUCAACCCAGGCCUUCAGCCUGUUCCCUAGGCAGUAUUUUCCCUUGGAUCCCAUGAUCCUUUUUUAAAAAAAAUAUAUUGACCACUUGGAAGAAAUAACUGAAUUGUUUGGGUUUGUUUGUUUUUCCCCUCUUUCUUUAUUAAAUGCUGGUACUUUGCCAGCAUCACCUAGGUAUGGCCAAGUGCUCAGCUCAGGUCUGAGUGGUUGGCUUUUCAAUGAAUAGUGGCCCUCUCAGAUUAUUAUUACUGAAGUUUGGCAUCAGGUAAACAGAGGGGAUAUUGUUACAAUUAAUCUGAGAAGAUAAGGCAAACCAAAAACUGAGAUUAACAUUCCCUGACCCAAUCCUAUCCAUAUGAAGAAGGGUUUGCCUUUUUUUCACCCCCACUCCCAAAUGAUGUUCAGAUUAGAUCACGGACAUUAUGGGAAGAAAGUGGGAGGGGGAAAGGCUGUGGGGGUGAGUAAGCACCCCGACUGUAUUUGAUAAAACCAAAAUCCAUCUUGAACAAGGUGAAAAUCAAAAUACACUGACUUUUUGAAUAACCUGUGUGUGUCUGUCUCAUUGUGUGUGAGCCACGGGUACAAAAGCCCCGUGUUUCCUGUGAAUAUACUUUGAAGCAGCCAUUGUGCGCAUCUUAACCAAAAUGUUUGGAGCAAAUUUUGGCUCUCCCAAGGGAACUUACUUUAAGCAUUUACCUGUUUACUGAGCAAAAGCCCUAGGCAAUUCUUAUAUGCCUGGGUGUGUUCAGCAGAGCCCUCAAUGGCAGUCCACUGUUUUUGCCAGAGAAACUUUGCUGGAUGUAGAGGUUUUACUCUACUCAUGGUUGCAAUUUGCACAUCACUGCAUUAAACCCCGGCGGUCUGGGUUCUGUUUCCAGUAAGUGGAAUCCUGUCUAGACGUGUCUGCGUGAGCAUUAUUUGCUGAGCUCCUGUCACCUUCUCCUGCUCCCCCUGCUGCUCUUGGGCCUCAGCUCACAGGCCCCAGGGUAUGGUGCUGAUGACUACGAGGGACAGAAAGCAGGCCCAGAGUCACUAGCUGAAGUUGAGAUUGGAUCGUCAGCAGCAAGCUUGGCCUGGUUGUUGCCCAGACAUCUGACUUUACCUGGAACUGCCAAGGAGAGCUGGCAGAAUCCCAUGUGGAGUUCCUGCCACCCUUGGAUGAGGCUUGAUCACAGUUGAGCAAGUAUAUAGAUGAAAGAGCCAUGACAGGUCCUCGAUUGCCUUUUCAUCUUUUUUUUCCCCAAAGCAACUCACUAUAAAAUGUCUGAACAGCGAGCAAGUUUUACCAAAGUGAAUCCUGUUUCAAUCAAACGGGACAUUGGGAUGCACUGUGGUCUCCUUGGGUUUUUCUCCUCAGAUUGGAAUAGGGCGCUAGACCAAGAGUGAUGUCUCCCAUCCUGAGACAUAAGAGGAAAAGAAAUAAAAUGGUGAAAUUGGGCUUGAUUUAUCAACAGUGACCAGAUCAUGGUCAGUGAAUCUGAGCCCUGCCCGUGCUGAAGGGUCAGCUGGUUGGUGAUAGAGUGGGAUUUGGGGGGGAAAGGGGAGAGAGGUUGUAUUUAAACUUAACUGCUUCCUCUUACCUCCCAGAAGAGGUAGAGAUCUUGGUUUUCCUGGUGAAUGAGGACAAUGGGUGUGAGUUGGGUUUGGUGCUACAGUUAGAAGAUUAGCCAAAUGCUGACACAUUCCUGUGUGUUUGCAUGUGUACAAGUGUGUUCGGCGCAUUGCCAUUUGUUGGGUGUUGUGAAUAUGUGUAUUUUAAGCAAUAAGAUUUAGCUGGUCAGACUUCUCUGGGCAGCCUUACUGACACUUUUCCUGUGAUGUGAUUGUUCUGAAGACAGAGUGGCUCCUACCACUGUGAGAUGCCCAAAUAAAAACCAAUCCAAGA
Messenger RNA from Monodelphis domestica (gray short-tailed opossum), 4356 nucleotides. RefSeq names its product WW domain binding protein 1 like (gene WBP1L). The record is from RefSeq and is a predicted model, not a curated record. NCBI's taxonomy places the organism in Eukaryota, Metazoa, Chordata, Mammalia, Didelphimorphia, Didelphidae.